AUGGGAAUUCCGCUGCUGCAUGCACUCCGUCCAUCCCCAACAUUCCUUCCUGCUUUCUUGCCUCUUCUUGGCCAUUCUUGCUUUUUCGGAGUUCAUGGACCCCAGCCAAACGCCUAUCCAUGCAAGUAUCCUUUCCUCUCGUUCGCGGUGCCCGGCAAGCCGUCACAUCAGAACAGUCCCCCACCACGGCACUUGAGCAGAUGCCCUGUGCGAUCGCCCUGUUGGAUUGACCGACAGGAAGGGGCAAGACUCAGUCUCACAUCUCAAACCCACGGUGAUCUGCAGAGGAGCAUUAUGGAUCAUCACUACAGUUUCUACGGUGUACGAUGUAGAUUGCUCCAUGCUGGGGGCUUACAGGAAGAACCAAAAAGCAGUCCUCCCUUCCUGUCACUCUUCUUGAAAUCUCCAGUCGCAAAAACAAAAAAGCGCCAACCCGCAUCGCAUCGGCAGUAUCCAACAUUCUCGUGGGGUCUUGGUACAGCAGAAAACUUGAUAUCCAAGACUUUGCGCCAACUCGAUGGGCAAUGGGGCAAAUUCAUGCACUCCGAUGAAACGCCAUCGCUGGCGAUCAGAAUCAAGCUUAACCGCCACCCGGUGUGA
Molecule: messenger RNA, 600 nt
Organism: Aspergillus puulaauensis
Lineage: Eukaryota; Fungi; Ascomycota; Eurotiomycetes; Eurotiales; Aspergillaceae
Exons: 1
Coding region: 1-600 (199 amino acids)
Source: RefSeq, a predicted model, not a curated record